Vespula vulgaris is the source of this 3287-nucleotide messenger RNA. Its product is annotated as protein PF3D7_1417600-like. NCBI's taxonomy places the organism in Eukaryota, Metazoa, Arthropoda, Insecta, Hymenoptera, Vespidae. The transcript is spliced from 6 exons. Bases 338 to 3187 code for a protein of 949 amino acids. The record is from RefSeq and is a predicted model, not a curated record.
GUCGUGUUCGAGUCGUUAAACGUUAACUUUCUAUAAAGAAUUAAAAUUUUAACUUAUUAUAUACGUUAAAAGAAAUAACGUUCCUUUCGUACUGUAUAAAUUCUUCGAUAUAUGAGUGAGUUUGAAUUUACGUGUUAGUCGGUAUCAGCGAAGUAAGCAGAGAGUAACAAAAGUAAUGGCGUCUCAACGUUGUACAGCAUCCGAUCUUUAGAAUUUCAAAACGUAAGAAUAAAGAAUUUAGUUAUUGAAAACUUCUAAAUAAUAAGCGUGUUCGAUGGUCCAGUAUUAAAUGGAAUUAUAACCAAUAUUGUCAUAAAUCGUCCAUACAACAGGUAAAAUGGAAUCUCAAAAUAGAACUUUACAAAAUACAUCUAAAACACAGCAAGUAACUGUAAUUAGCAAGUUACAUAAUAUGCAGUGGCUAAAAAAUAAUACACUUUUACCAGGCCAUGUAAAAUCAAGAACACUUAAGAAAAGCAUAAACAAUUUAAGAGAAGAUCUUGAGACGGUUAAGUUCGUUCGUACUUCUAUAAAUAAUAAUUUAGAACUAGCAAACACGACCAAUAUUGUUUUAACAAAACAUGACAAUAAAUAUGAUUCUGACAUUGAAAGUGACAUAACUGAAAGAUCAGUUGUAUCAAAAAAUAUAAUAUCUACUUUACAAUUAAAAAAGAAAAUAAAUUCUUCAUAUUUAAAUAAACAAACAUUAGUUCUAAAAGAAUUAAAGAAAGAAGAAAUAAUGAAUAUGGCUACAAAUGAUAGUUUAAUCACAGAACAAUUGGAAAUACAGCUUAGGUUAGAAGAACAAGAAAAGGACAAGUGCAAUGCAUUAUGUAUUGCAUCAGAGGAUACAAAACAAAACACUCCUGAGUGUAAUCUUCUUGUUUCAUUGGAAGUACAAGACAAAAUAAAUAAAAUAAAUCAAACAAAUGUUCACGAUAAGAAUAAUAAUGAUAAAUUGAAUACUAUAAAACAAUCUAACUCAAAAUCUGAUAUAGAGACGACGACAUUAUUAAUAAAAGAUGACGAUCAAGAAGUAAGAAGUAAUAACAUUAGUUUAAGUCAAGAAAAACAUUCUUCAAUUAAUUCAAAAAAUCUAGAUAAGACAUAUAUUACUAAAAAGGAUACACGUGCCACUAAUUUAUCAAAGACUUCUAAUGUUGCCUGCAAAUCUCAGAAAACACAUGAACAUCAGAUUGAGCAACCCCUUAAAGAAAAAGAAACACAAAAGAUAGUACCAAAUAAGAGUGCUUUUAUAAAUGUUCCUAAUAAAUCUAAAAACGAAAUUUCAAAACAAAACAUUGACAUUAAAUUCAAAAAUGGUAUAAAGAAUUCACUUAAAAAUGAGCCAGUAGUAAUAAGUAAAAAGUUUCAAGAUAAAAAAGAUUAUCAACCAAAUCAAUCUAUUUUAAAUACCUCCAAAGAAUUGAAAAGUAAAUGUAAUUUACAGUCAAAGAAAGAAUCUAAUAUAAAACCUUCUUCAGAAUCUAUAUCAAGAUAUACUAAUAAAAAUGUUAAAGAAAGUGAAGAAAAAACUACUCCUUCAAAUAGUAUCAAUAAACAAACUAAACUUAAUCGUGCAUGCUAUUCAUACAAGAAAGCAGAAAAUAAGUCUAUAUCAAAGGUAUAUAAUAAUUCAUCAAAAACUACACAAUGUACAGUUAAAGAGAAAAAGAAUGAUUCAAAUUCAUCUAGUUUAGUACAAUUGCAAACAACUGCACAAUUAUUUAAUGUACAAGAAAAGCAUUCUGGUCCAAGUAAAAAAGUAAUAACUUCUCAUGCAGAUAAUAAAUAUGAGAAUAUAGCACAGAAUACGAUAUUGAAAGGUGAGCAAGCUAUAGAAAUACCAAUCCUGAAAGAGCAAUGUAUUGAUGAAUGUAUCAAUGACAAAUUAGUGUUUAAUACCGUAAAUAAAGAAAUAAAUGCAUUUUUUAAAGAAGUAGAAGAGACUAAUGAAAGUAUUAUACCAAAUUUGCCAAAUAAACACUCCAUUAAUGAAUGCAUAGAACAAAAACCGAUAUAUACUAAUCCAUCCUUACAAGAUUCGUCAAAUUUGCAAACAAAUAUUAAGGAAAGUGUUCACAAUGACUUCUGUGAUAGUAAUAGACAAUUUGAUAAUAUAUCUUCUAAUAAUACUUGGUAUGCUUAUGAGCAUUCACAAGAAAAUAUCUAUCAACAACAGACACCUUCACACCAAAACUUUAUUCAUUCCGUCCCUAAUCAAUUUAUUACAGGUUGUCCUGUAAAUACCACUCUACCCAAAUAUAAUUCUAAUGUAUCCCAUUCUGACGCAAAUGCAAUACAUUUAAAUCAAUAUGACAAUAUACCAAUUAUGCAGAAUAAUUCACUGAAUACAAGCUCUAUGUCAAAUCCAAACGUUUUACACACAAGUACAAAAAAUACAAACAUGUUACAAUAUCAGAUGCCUAACAUAGUACCUUGUAGUAAUCCAAAUAUGAUUAGACCACAGCCAGGUUUUUGUGUACAUCCUAUGACAGCUCAAGAGGAGCAAUUUAACUUGCAUAGAUAUGGAAUGAGUUAUUCAUAUUUUAUGAAUUCUUGCUUUGUAUGUAGGAAUGAGCAUUAUUUACCACAUUCACAAAAUUGGAAUUUACCUAAUACCUAUCCAGUAUCAUUAUUACCAAAUUCUCAUCUAUGUAAUUGUAAUUUAUGUUGUAAUCAUUCACCAUCAAAUGAUAUGAUGUACAAGAAUCCUGCUAUAGCAAGAUCAAUACCUACUUCUAUGCAGGCAGAAACUUCUUAUGAACAAAACUUGCAAAGAAAUGGGAGGCCUAUGUCUAAUUCUUGGUAUAAUGAUAGAAGUUCACAUAGUAAUGAAACAUAUGGUAUUAAUUUACAGACACAAGGAGUUAUUGUGCAGGAAAAGAUAGAUUCUAAGCAAGAAAAAAAGGAUUGUGAGUUUUUAAGUGAUAAAGAAAUUACUAAUCUUCCAAUAAUAUCACCAAGAGCAUGUAUGAAUUAUGAAGGUGGUUUGCCUAUAAAUAUUAAUACUGUAAGGCCUCAAACAAAGUAUAGCAGGAGAAAAGAAUCAGGUCCAAAUUAUGAUUUCCCAUACAAGAAAUAUAAUGAACGUUCUUAUAUUUCUAAAGAGUAUAUGUCUAAUGCAAAAUCUGAUUAUGGAAAAAAGGCAAUCAAACAACAGAGCCAUCCAAACUAUAAAGCAUAAUAAUAUAAUUAUUUAUUUUCAAAUAAUUGGUAUAGUAUACAAUUUUUUAUUAUCAGUAUUCUAUUCUACAUAAGACUUUAGUAAUAUGUUUAUCACGACU